Molecule: messenger RNA, 531 nt
Organism: Aureobasidium namibiae CBS 147.97
Lineage: Eukaryota; Fungi; Ascomycota; Dothideomycetes; Dothideales; Saccotheciaceae
Exons: 2
Coding region: 1-531 (176 amino acids)
Source: RefSeq, a predicted model, not a curated record
AUGGAGCAAAUUCGCCUCGCAGUCGGCGAGCUUGAACAGGGCAACGAUGAGGCUUGCAUCUCCACACUACAAACACUCCUUCUCCAGCCACGACUCUCUUUAUUUUGGCGCAUUCAUGCACUUGCGCUGCUUGCGCACUCGGAAGAUGGUUGGCUCGAGGCCAAGAACUACCAGAUACAGGCCGAGAUGCUUUGGCGACUGAGUCGUAGACUCCUCGCACGGGGUGUCGACGACGAGUUUGACAGAACUCUGCAGAUCAACCGUGGCUUUCUGGACCAGAUCGCUGUGAUGAUGGUCAACGAGAUGCCCGACGAGCUCAAGGGUUCACAGGAAGAGGCCGAGACAGAGAUCCAGCAAGGGUCAGAUGGGGAUAACGACAGCUCUGACGGUGAUGAAGGACCUGGCGAGGGAUUCGACAACGGCCUCAGCAAUGAAUCCGAGGACAGCUGUGGUGAACGUGGCGACGAAGAUGAGUUCGAUCAUGAAGGAGACGAACAAGAGGUCGAGAUUUUGGAGAUCAGACACGGUUGA